AUGUCCGUCCGGUGCGGCUCGAUCGCGGCCCCUAUCGCGGCCCACGUCGUAGCGCGCCGGUCGGUUCACGCGCGUAAGGGCCGCGUGGUUCGCACGCACGGCGAGCGUCGCCCCGAGCGCGCCGGGCGACCCGCCACCACCGCCGCCCACCCAGCGCACACCAAGCGCGGCUCCCUCGCCGCGGUCGCGCGGGCCAUGGCGGGCAACGCCAGCCCCACCGGCUACUCCGUCGACGGCAUGGGCUGCGCCGCCGUCGACGAGCAGCUCCUCGAGCACGAGGGCCACCUGAAGUACCGCUGGGAGAAGUUCAUGGAGACGAAGGGACGCAUCGAGGAGGCGGAGGGAUCCCUCGAGGAGUUCUCCAAGGGGUACCUCAAGUUCGGCUUCAACAAGACCCCGUCCGGCGAGAUCACGUACCGCGAGUGGGCGCCCGCCGCGUGCUCCGCGUUCCUCAUCGGCGACUUCAACGAGUGGUCCCCGGACUCGCACCCGAUGAAGAAGGACGACUUCGGCGUCUGGGAGAUCACCCUGCCCGCGGGGACCAUCAAGCACGGCACGCGCGUCAAGAUCAAGAUGCGAAAGUCCGAUCAAGGGUGGGUCGACCGCAUCCCCGCGUGGAUAACCUACGCCACGCAGGAGCCCCAGCUCGGCGCGCACUACGACGGCGUGUACUGGGAUCCCCCGGCGGGCGAGAAGUACGUCCGCCAGAACCCCCGGCCGCCCAGACCCGCCGCGUCGCGCAUCUACGAGGCUCACGUGGGCAUGAGCGGCGAGGAUCCCAAGGUUAACACCUACCGCGAGUUCGCCGACGAUAUCCUGCCCAGGAUCAAGGCUGGCGGCUACAACACCGUGCAGCUGAUGGCGGUGAUGGAGCACGCGUACUACGGCUCUUUCGGCUACCACGUCACCAACCCCUUCGCCGUGUCGUCGCGAUGCGGCAACCCCGAGGAUCUCAAGUACCUCGUCGACAAGGCUCACGGGAUGGGCAUCCGAUGUCUGCUGGACGUGGUGCACUGCCACGUGUCGUGCAACAUCGAGGACGGCAUCGCCGGGUACGAUUUCGGGCAGCACACCGAGUCGUCCUACUUUGGAACCGGCGACGCGGGGUACCACUGGCUGUGGGACUCCCGUCUCUACAACUACGGCAACUGGGAGGUUCAGAGGUACCUCCUGUCCAACUUGCGGUACUGGGUGGACGAGUACGGGUUUGACGGCUUCCGCUUCGACGGCGUCACCUCCAUGCUCUACAACCACCACGGCCUCGAGAUGGAGUUCUCAGGCGACUACAAGCAGUACUUCGGGAUGGAGACGAACGUCGCCGCGGUCAACUACCUCAUGAUGGCCAACGAUAUGCUCCACGAGUGCUACCCCGGCAUCGAGGUCAUCGCCGAGGACGUCUCGGGGAUGCCCACGCUGUGCAGGCCGGUCAAGGAGGGCGGCGUGGGCUUCGACGCGAGGCUCGCGAUGGCGAUCCCCGACCUGUGGGUCCGAAUCCUCAAGUCUUCUCGCGAGGGUAAACUGAAAGACGAGGACUGGAGCAUGCACGAGAUCAUCGCGACGUUGUGCAACCGCCGAUACACCGAGAAGUGCAUCGGCUAUUCCGAGUCGCACGAUCAGUCCAUCGUCGGCGAUAAGACCGUCGCGUUCUGGCUCAUGGACGCCGAAAUGUACGACGGCAUGAGCACGUUCGAGCCCCCGACCGACGUGGUCGCCCGAGGCAUGGCACUGCACAAGAUGAUCCGGAUGAUCACCAUGGCGAUUGGCGGCGAGGGGUACCUCAACUUCAUGGGGAACGAGUUUGGCCAUCCGGAGUGGGUCGACUUCCCGCGCGAGGGCAACAAGUGGAAGCACGACCACUGCAGGCGGCAGUGGACCCUGGCGGACACCGAGCACCUCCGGUACUUUGAGCUCAACAACUUCGACAAGGCUCUGCAGGAUCUCGAGGAGAAGUACUCGUUCAUGUCGCACGAACACCAGUUUGUGUCGAUGGCUUGCGAGGAGCGCAAGGUCAUCGUCGCCGAGCGCGGUCCCCUCCUCUUCGUCUUCAACUUCCACCCCACGGAGAGCUACGAGGGCCUCGAGGUUGGCCUCGGCAUGCCCGGCAAGUACCGCAUCUGCCUCGACACGGACGCGUGGAACUUUGGCGGCGCCGGCCGGGUGGGCCACGACGAGGACCACUUCACCUCCCCCGGGGGACCGAAGACCUUUGUCGGGCCCUACGAACAGGAACCCAGGCCGUGUUCGCUCAAGGUGCUGUCGCCGAGCAGGUCAGCGCAGGUCUUCUACAAGGUUCCCGAGGACGACAUCGACAUGAGCCUGUCGUCCGCGGGGGAGAACGUUCACAACCUCCGCCAGCCCGGCGGCCUCAGGGUCGAACCCAUCGGAUCCGUGCCCCCGCCGCGGUCCAACGCCCCUCCCCCGCCGCCGCCCCCGCCGCCCCCGCCCCCUCCCCCGCCGACGCCCGCCUCCAACGCCGUCGGCAGGGCGCAGCGGGACGGGAUCAUCUACGAUCCCGAUCAGUGGGACCCGGAGAACGCGUCGCGGGGCCGAGCGGCUCCGAGCCAGUCGGGCUCGUUUGGGUCGAGCCAAUCGUUCGGCCACCCGGUGCCCCCGCCGCGGGGCCGGUUCGAGCCCGUCGCCGCCGGUAACAGCGGCUUCGAGGACACGGUGCCGUCCGCCAAGAACAUGGCGGCCACCCCCGUCGGCGCACCCACGCACGUCGCGAAGAAGCAGCUGAUGCACGAUCCGGACCAGUACGACCCCGAGAACGCGGCGCGGGGGAAGUCGCGAGCCGUGGCGGCUGCCCCGAGGCCGGCGAGCAACGGCGCGUCGUCGUCGUCGUCGUCGUACGCGGGAUACGGCAAGGCUGCGGCGCCGGUGCGCGUGACGCGCGGCAAGGACGGCGUCAUCUACGACCCGGACCAGUACGAUCCCAACCCGUGAUGAAGAAGAAAAGGGUUUGUCCCAGGGUCAUGAGAUCGGGUCGGGGGUACACCGCUAUUCGGUUCACGCGUGUGGGUGCGCGGGGAGGCCUCUAUAGCGACGUUUCGGGGGCGAGUUGAAGGUGCGAGUUGGCGAAAGAUCGGAGCCACUCUUUUUAUUCCGCGGGGCGCGCGUCUCAUCGGACGGCGAGCGCGCCGCGAGCACUACAUAUCAUAUCACAUCACAUCACAUCACUCACUCGCUCAACCGUCUAUGGGCGGGACCCACGCUCGCUCUCACUUUUUCCACGCGUCGAUCCAGGCCUGAGCCUCCUUGGCGCGACCCUCGGGGGUGUCCGCGCCGCCGCCCGACUUUUUCCACGCGUCGAUCCAUCCCUGCGCCUCCUUGGCCUUGUCCUCGAAGCCCGCGGCGCCCCCGCCCCGAGACCAAUCGUCGAUCCAGCGCUGCGCAUCCGCCGCGUUAGCCGCGGCGUCGGAGGCUCCCGCGGGUGCCGUCGGUGCUGCCGGUUUGGACGCGGGGGCGACCGGCUUGGGCUUUGACGCGGUGUCCGCGGUGAAGUCCUUGUCGGAGGUGGUGGAGAGGAGGAGGCCGGUAGCGACGACGCCGACGAGGAUGCCGGUGUUUACGCCGGUGAGAUCCUUGGAGGACUUGGUCCCCUCCUUGGGCGGGGGCGGGGUCGCCGCGGGCGGGGGCGGGGGCUUGGGCGCCGCGGGCUUGGGCGCCGGGGGAGGGGUCGGGGUCGCCUU
Molecule: messenger RNA, 3689 nt
Organism: Micromonas commoda
Lineage: Eukaryota; Viridiplantae; Chlorophyta; Mamiellophyceae; Mamiellales; Mamiellaceae
Gene: SBEI
Product: glycoside hydrolase family 13 protein
Exons: 1
Coding region: 1-2943 (980 amino acids)
Biological process (GO): carbohydrate metabolic process
Cellular component (GO): cytoplasm
Molecular function (GO): hydrolase activity, hydrolyzing O-glycosyl compounds; cation binding; 1,4-alpha-glucan branching enzyme activity
Source: RefSeq, a predicted model, not a curated record